Molecule: messenger RNA, 2457 nt
Organism: Rotaria socialis
Lineage: Eukaryota; Metazoa; Rotifera; Eurotatoria; Philodinida; Philodinidae
Source: the annotation of a GenBank genome assembly
AUGGCUGAGGCCCACGAAGCCGUUGCAUUUUCAUUUACAGUCGGUCAAGAAGGAUUUUAUGUUGAUGUCAGUUAUGAUGUAUUUAAAGCUCUAUUCUAUGCCGCUUAUCGUUCAUGGAAACUUCGUUGUUGUCGUACAUUAAAUUCAUUAUACAAUUCAUUAUAUCCUGGUCAUCCACUUCGUGGUAUUGCUUGUUGUGGAAUUGUAGCUGGUCUUUAUUUUAAAGGUCAUGAUCCAUCAUAUCAAACAAUAGAUUGGCUCGAAUCGAAUUUAUUCCGACAUUAUCUAGAACCUCGUAAUGGAAAAGUUCUUGCUUGUCUUGUAGUUGGUAGUGGUGUAUAUAUUGUUUUGAUACAAUUACGACAAUAUACAUUAAAAAAGUUAUUUUCGUACCACGGUUGGAUGUACCAAGAGCAUGGAAAAGAUGCUGGACUAAUGCCAAAAAUUUGGUCUGGUUUAGUCCAAUUAUGUGUUGGUCGUAAUCCAUCAUUAUUUUCAUGUCAAAAUUUUCUACCAUCAUUACCAGUGCCAAGUUUAGAUGAAACAUUACAAAGAUAUUUACGAUCUGUUCGACCAUUAUAUGAUGACGCUGAAUACCAACGUAUGGAAAAAUUAGCUGAAGAAUUUAAACAAACAAUUGGAAGAAAACUGCAAAGAUAUUUAUGGCUUAAAUGGUUUAUUUCAACGAAUUAUGUAUCUGAUUGGUGGGAAAAAUUUAUUUAUUUACGUGGUCGCUCGGCAAUUAUGGUUAAUAGUAAUUUUUAUGGCCUUGAUGCUAUUUAUAUUCGUCCGACCACCAUACAAACAGCACGUGCAGCUAAUCUAACUUGUGCAGCUUUUCGAUAUCGUACAGAACUUGACAAUGAAAAUAUCAAACCUUUGAUGGUACAAAAACUUGUGCCACUAUGUUCAAGUCAAUAUGAGCGACAAUUUAAUACAAUACGUAUACCCGGCAAAGAAGCAGACAGAAUUGUUCAUUAUGCCGAUAGUCGUCAUAUUGCUGUUUAUCAUAAAGGUCGUUGGUAUAAAGUAUUUAUGUUUUACAAAGAUCAUUUACUUGAACCAUGUGAACUUCAACUUCAAUUAGAUGAAAUUAUUCGUGAUUCAACUCCACCAGCUUAUGGUGAAGAGCAUUUAGCUGCAUUAACAGCUGGCGAACGAACAUUGUGGGCUGAAGCUCGCGAAACAUAUUUUCGUUCGGGUGUUAAUCGUUUUGCAUUGGAAGCAAUUGAAAAAGCUGCAUUUGUUCUUGUUUUGGAUGAGGAAGAAUUCGAAGUUGGAACAUCGGACAAUAAUUCUCCGUGGUCUUCUGAUAACGAGAGGAAUAUGAGUGGAAAAUUGGAUAAUUAUGCACAUGCUAUUCUUCAUGGUAAAGCAUACAAUAGAUGGUUUGAUAAAUCAUUUACUUUUGUCGUUAGCAAAAAUGCUGUGUUUGGCUUUAAUGUUGAACAUAGCUGGGCUGAUGCUCCAAUAUCGGGUCAUAUGGUCGAAUAUGUUUUGUCUGACGAUAUUAUGCAUUUUGGUUAUGAUGAACUUGGAAACACAUGUGGUACACCGCGAUUUACUGCACUCAAACCUAUUAAGCUCAAAUGGAAUAUUUCAGAAAAUUGUAACGCUAUGAUUGAGAAAAGCCUUGCUCAAGCAACCAAACUAUAUAAUGAUGUUGAUCUUCACGUUUAUGUUCAAGAUGUAUAUGGCAAAGGUUUGAUGAAAAAAUUUAAAUUGUCGCCAGAUGCUUAUAUACAAAUGGCAUUGCAAUUAGCUCAUUAUCGAGACUCGGGCCAUUUCAAUUUAACUUAUGAAGCAUCGAUGACACGUCUAUUCCGUGAUGGUCGUACUGAAACUGUUCGUUCAUGCUCAAUUGAAUCAAGUGCUUGGGUUCUAGCUAUGGAAGAUCGAACCGUUUCAAGAGAAGAACGUGCUCGAUUACUUCGUGCAGCUUGUGAUUAUCAUCAACAUCAAUAUCGUGAUGCAAUGUCUGGCAAAGGCAUUGAUCGACAUUUAUUUUGUUUAUACGUGCUAUCGAAAUUUCUGAAUCUUGAUUCACCAUUUCUUCAUCAAGUUCUUCAAGAACCUUGGAAAUUAUCGACUAGUCAGACGCCGACCAUUUAUGAUGAUAAACGUUUGUCACGAUUCAUCGCUGAAAAACCACAAUUGGCAGAAAAAGUUGGAUUAUCUCGAUUGAAAUGUAUUUCAUCGGCUGGCGGCGGUUUUGGACCAGUAGCUGCGGAUGGCUAUGGUGUAAGUUAUAUAAUUGCUUCGGAAGAUCUUAUAUUCUUUCAUAUUUCAUCGAACAAAUCAUCGCCUGAAACGGAUUCAACUCGAUUUGGUCAACACAUUAAACAAGCAAUGCAAGAUAUGCGAGAAUUACUCGAAGAACAAACUAGUAGUGCUGACUCAAGCAAGGGCGAAAAGAAAUCGUUAAUCGAUUCAUCAUCAGCUGACGCAUCAUCAUAA